Molecule: messenger RNA, 3106 nt
Organism: Rhinolophus ferrumequinum (greater horseshoe bat)
Lineage: Eukaryota; Metazoa; Chordata; Mammalia; Chiroptera; Rhinolophidae
Gene: TMEM267
Product: transmembrane protein 267
Exons: 3
Coding region: 1705-2355 (216 amino acids)
Source: RefSeq, a predicted model, not a curated record
AUUGAUAAUGUCAGCUAUUUCAGUGGGCACAGUGCUCUUUAGCUCCUUUCAUGCAGGGUCCCUUGCCAGCUUCAGGUGUCAGAACAAAUAUCACUUCUUCAGAGGUCCCUCUCUGACUACCCUAUCAAAAGUUGGCCUCCCCUAGUUAUUCUCUACUACAUCACCCUAUUUAUUUACUUUACAGCACGUAUUCCAAUCAUCCAACUUCUUUGUGGUCUCUAUCCCCCACUAGAACUUGAGCUCCAUUAAGUUAUUCCAUAACCAAACACAACGCCUGGCAUAUUGAGAGCACUCAGUAAGUGUUGGAUAAAUGAAUCAGUGCCUUUGGGCAGUAGAUGGACUACAGACAAACUGUAGGUUCUGUUUUGGUAGCAGGAAGCCAUCUACAUCGUAUGUUGUCCCUCAGUAGCUCUGGAAAGCCUAGACUAUAAUAAGACAUGCACCAUGCUGCCAUGAGGGUAAUGCCAAAUUGUUACUACAGAAAAAAAUGUGUUCUUAACAUGACUGAAAACACCCACUAUUGUGGUUAAUGUAUUCGGUGCUAUUUUUAAUUAGCUUUUAUGCUGUGUGGAUAAAAUUUGUAAUCCCGUUAAACCAAGAGUGUGACAAGCAAUGAAAAGUUCUAUAACGGAGAUACUGAGCCACAUUUUAAAGCUCUGUUAGAGACCUGUGAGUUUGCCUGAGGUUGAAGAUUCCAAUUUUCUAUGGUCUCUUUCAACUUUGUAAGUAUAAUCCCACUACUGCCUUGCUUUCCACCUGACACUUGUUUUGAGAAACUGUAGGUAGAAAGGAGAAAGGAGUGUUGCUCUUUGAGCCUCCUCUUUUGGGCCAGUACUGCCUAGAGCCAAAUGUCAAGCUAGAUGUCUUCUCGGUGAUGAGAGCACCCACUGCCCGGAGGCAGGGUGACGGGAAUGGGAACCGACCACAGUACCGGUAGACAGGCUGCAUCUUGUCAGUCCAGUUAAUCAAGCUACCCUCUAUGCAGUUGCUUUUCCGGCUCUUGAGCGUUUAGAAGUCAUGAUAAACUGUUCUAGCCAAGUAAGUCACUGCUGUUCACGUACACGCCCGCAGAAGUAACGAAUAAUUAUCAAGAAAUCCCCCAGGGGGCGGUGAAGCGCUACGGAGGAGCGUCAGGUCCGCCUGGUCGCGCGGUCUCUCCGUCUCGUGACAAACUGACACCCAACCUGAAGGAUCCAUUGAAGGAAGUCGGAACUAUCUCUACACCUUUGGGAUCCACGAUGGCCUGUGGCUCCUAGUUCAAGCGUCUGGGCAUAAGGCCUGUGCAUGUGACAUUCGGUGAGGUUAAUUCUGCGUCCCCAGCUUCCCCGCCGCCACUUGGGUGAGUUGUGGGUAUGUCAGCGGCCACAUCUGUGGCCCGGCGCCGGCUAAACCCAGGACGAAUUCUCAGGUUUGACAGAAGUAAACCAACAAGGCGCUUUUCACUUCUUACCCUGUUGUCCCAAAGGUCUCCCUUUUGGGGCAGGACUGGGAAGAAGAAAUAUCUCCACCCGCUCGACCAAAGAGCAUUCAAAUACCGGUUCCUGUCGACUCAGAGUGGAGCCAGUAUCCCGUCGUCCUCUGGCCCGGCUCUGCGCGCUGGAGCCACUCUGGCCAGCGGCCGGCAUCUCUAUGGAUGACUAGGAAUGUAAAGAAGGAUAAGCUGUUUCCUGAUGGCUUUUAGUACAUACUGACAUAUUGUUUGUGAUGGCAUCCGAGACUGAGAAGACCCAUGCUUUACUCCAGUCUUGUAGCACUGAAUCUCUUAUUUCCAGCCUUGGUCUGGGGAUAUUUUGCCUAAUAGCUGACAGACUACUACUACAGUUUUCCAUAAUUCAGCAAAAUGACUGGCUUCGUGCCCUCUCAGAUAAUGCAGUGCAUGGUGUGAUUGGCAUGUGGUCGUGGGCCAUAGUCAUUGGAAUCAGGAAGAAGACUGACUUGAGAGAAAUCAUUUUAGCUGGAUUUUUAGCCUCUGUUAUUGACGUAGACCACUUUUUUCUAGCUGGAUCCCUGUCGUUAAAGGCUGCUUUGACUCUUCCACGAAGACCAUUCCUUCAUUGUUCUACUGUGAUACCCAUUGUGGUUCUGACCCUGAAGUUUGCUAUGCACCUUUUCAAGCUCAAAGACUCAUGGUGCUUUCUUCCCUGGAUGUUAUUUAUAUCCUGGACCUCACACCAUAUCCGAGAUGGCAUUCGUCAUGGCUUGUGGAUAUGCCCAUUUGGAAAAACUUCUCCUUUGCCAUUCUGGCUUUAUGUAAUAAUCACAUCAUCUUUACCUCACAUCUGUUCGUUGGUUAUGUAUUUAACAGGGACCAGACAAAUGAUGUCUUCAAAACAUGGAAUUUAUAUUGAUGUCUGAAGUAACCAUAUGGCAGUCUUAGGGAAUCAAAUGAUUCAGACAAUGAUAAUUAAGGGUAGCCAACAUUAAAAUGAACUAUAAAAAAACAUAUUAGGUACUAAUAGUAAUUAUUAUAAUUCCUGAAUCCUUUUGCUCAGGAGGCAUGUACAAAUUUUUAAAAAUUAUACCUUUGUUGUAAUUAAUUCAGCUUCUCACUUCUGUAACACUCUAGUGCAAUAUUGCAGUUUUGUUUAUUCAGUGAUAUUUGUUUUUAUAGUUUCUUCGGUUUAUCUGGCUUUACUAAUAGCUCUAUUAGAGUAACAUCCAAUUAAGUUUGGAAAUAUAGCUUUAAGGUAGUCCAUUUCCUGAUGAAAAUCAGUUCAAAUUUUAGGGUGACUGAUUUGUGGAAAGUUAACAUUAUAUUUGGAUCCACAUUUUCCUGAGAUAGUGAUACAGUAAAAUGGCCAAAAUAAAUGAGAUCAUGAAUAAGAUAUACAGUGAAUGCUAACAUUUCUUUAUGUCAUUUAUGUUGAUUCCGAAUGAAAUUUAAUUUGCCAAGUGCUUUAGUGAGUUGUAAUUACUGGCAGAAUCUGCUCCAGUGCACUUGUGAGAAAUCAUUACAAUAUUCAUAAAAGACAAUGACUGGGGGCGGCUGGGUGGCUCAGUUGGUUAGAGCGCGAGCUCUGAACAACAGGGUUGCCGGUUUGAUUCCCAUAUGGUCCAGUGAGCUGCGCCCUCCACAAGUAGAUUGAAGACAACGAGCUGCCCUUCC